This is a messenger RNA of Raphanus sativus (radish), 3608 nucleotides long. RefSeq names its product homeobox-DDT domain protein RLT3. Gene Ontology annotation, molecular function: DNA-binding transcription factor activity, RNA polymerase II-specific; RNA polymerase II cis-regulatory region sequence-specific DNA binding. Lineage: Eukaryota; Viridiplantae; Streptophyta; Magnoliopsida; Brassicales; Brassicaceae. The record is from RefSeq and is a predicted model, not a curated record. Bases 171 to 3224 code for a protein of 1017 amino acids. The transcript has 15 exons. Gene Ontology annotation, biological process: regulation of transcription by RNA polymerase II. Gene Ontology annotation, cellular component: nucleus; transcription regulator complex.
AUUUUGCUCACCAUCUUACUUCAUAAUUCUUUUUCCUGCAAGGGUUUAUACAAAUCUCAAAAUCCUAAAGGGGUUUUUCAAGGGUUUUUAUUUUUUUUUCUCAAAACACUCUCAGCCGAUCCAAAAUCGGCGGGAGGUCCUCUACCGCGUAGUUCCAGAUUAUAUAUGUGAUGAACGCAGAGAAAAUGAAUCCGACUCCUCCUCAGGAAAUGGAUGAAGUAGGAAGAAGAACAAGUAGGACGAAAUCGAAAUCCCUGGCGGCGGCGGCGGCGAGAGUAGCCAAGAUUCCUCCUCAGCCGAUUGAGAAGAUCAGUUGUCGUCAGAAGCUGUUGAGCUCACAGUACAUUUUGGCAAAGGUUUUUAGAAAGGAUGGUCCUUCACUUGGUUUCCAAUUCGACCAUCUUCCAUCACCCCGCCGCAGCAAAGGUACUACAAUUCUUCAACAGAAAGGAGAAGAAGAAAGCGUGGCAAGAAAGAGAAAGGUUUCCACGAGUGAGGAUCAGGAUUGCGGCGUUGUUGUAAAGAAGAAACAAUACGGUAUUGGCAAGGGUUUGAUGACAGCAUGGCGGGUUAUGAAUCCUAAUAGUCACGAUAGAGCACCAACAUUAGCUGCUCAAACCUCAUCACCGAAGAAGAAGAAGAACAACAACAAAUCACAAUUAGCAUCAAUCCUGAAGCAGAAACUGUUGCAGAAGAAUAAGAAUAAGAAUAAGAAGUCGCCGGAAAAGAAGAGGAAUUCUAUAAAUAUAGAGACCACCACCGAAUUAAACAAAGAUGAGACGGCAGCAUUUGAUGAAAAAUGUGAGCUUGGGGAGGUAUUUAAAGAAACCUGUCAAACAAUUUCGAUACUUGUUGAUGACGAGGAUUUGGAGCGACAGGAAGGACUUGUCAAUCCUCCGUUAACUUGUUCAUGCCACCAUACUAGUGCUACUAGUAGUGGAUCUUGUUUUCUUUGCAAAGAUCAUUUGUUGCCCAAGUUUCCCCCAAAUUCUGUUGGCAUGAGGCUGCCUUUUGCUUUGCAUCCAUGGAACUCUUCUCCAGAGUCUGUCAAGAAACUUUUUAAGGUUGUCCAUUUCCUGUAUACUUAUUCAGUAACUUUUGAUAUAUGUCCCUUCACAAUUGACCAGUUCACACGCGCAUUUCAUCAUAAGGACUCCUUGCUCCUUGGUAAAAUUCAUCUUUCCCUGCUCAAGUUGCUUCUGCUUGAUGUUGAAACCGAGCUGCAAAGAGGAUCUUUUUCAUCCUUGACUAUAUCAUGCAAGUUUCUAGCCCUGCUACAGUCGGUGGAGAGCCAAAAUCUUAUUCUUGAUAUGUGGAAGGAUUCAUUAAAUUCUCUUACAUGGGCGGAGAUAUUGCGUCAGAUUUUGGUUGCAGCGGGUUUUGGUUCAGUAAAGCGGGCUGUUCAAUCAGAGGAACUAAGUAAGGAAAGGAGACUCAUGAAGAAAUAUGGCCUCCGUCUUGGAACAUUAAAGGGUGAAUUAUUUAGAGUGCUUAACGAGCGAGGCAAAAAUGGCUUGAAAAUAUCCGAGUUAGCUAAUGCUGCAGCAGAGGUUGCUGCGCUGAAUCUUGCAACUGCAUCAUCAGAAGAACGAGAGCGUUCAAUAUGUUCAACGCUCGCAAGUGAUAUUACAAUUUUCGAAAAAAUAUCUGAAUCUACAUAUCGUGUACGUGUUAAUUGUUUCUCUGAGGACCACGAGUCUGAUUCGGGCGAGGAGUCUGGAAGUGUUGAUGAUGAUGAAUCUGGUGAUGAGAUCGAGCGUGUUUCAGAAAGUCGAAAGGCCAAGUGUAGGAAAAGGCGGAAGAUGUUGGAAGUAUGCAGUGAGAUUGAUGAAAGCCAUCCUGGAGAACCGUGGCUGUUGGGGCUAAUGGAGGGGGAAUAUUCAGACUUGAGCAUUGAAGAGAAGUUAGAUGUUUUCAUGGCUUUGAUUGAUCUUCUUAGUUCUGGUUCCACUAUUAGAAUUGAGGAUUUACCCAGAGCUAUGGUUGACUGUGUCCCUAGUAUCUACAGUCAUGGUUCUGGUGGAAAAAUCAAGAGAGCAUCCUCUUCUAAUCAGUACAGUUAUCCACGCGUAUCAUGGGUCCAUGGAGGAGGAGAGCGAAUCGAAGAGCUAUCUUCUAAAUCGUCUGAUUCUCAGCCAGUUGAUUCAUCAUCAAUUGUGGGGGCUUUUACAAAGCUCGCUGGAGAUAAUGUUCACCCUAUGCAAUCUGUAUACCUUGGUUCUGACCGUAGGUUCAACAGGUACUGGCUUUUCUUAGGCCCAUGCAAUCCGAAUGACCCUGGUCAUAGGUGUGUCUACUUUGAAUCUUCUGAAGAUGGUCACUGGGAAGUUAUCAGCCACAAGGAGGCUUUACGGGCACUGUUGUCAGUGUUGGACGAUAGGGGUAGACGGGAAGCUCGGCUUAUUGAGUCAUUGGAGAAACGAGAAAGUUUUCUCUGUCAAGCUAUGUUAAGAAGAAUUGAUCAUUUAGUCAGAGAGGACAGUUCUUCUUCUUCACCGGUUUCUGAUAUAGACAACAACAAUCUAUGUCUGAAUGAGAUUGCCAAUGAUCAACAACAAGCAGCUAUAGUAUUUGAGAUGGGAAGUAAGAGGGAGAAAAGCCGCCUUGUUCAGGAGUUUGAUGAAUGGAUAUGGGAUAAUUAUUAUCUUAAUCUCAAUGCUGUUAAACACAGCCGAAGAUCCUACCUUGACUCACUUACUAGGUGUAAGAGUUGUCAUGAUUUGUAUUGGAGAGAUGAGAAGCACUGUAAGAUUUGCCAUGCUACCUUUGAGCUUGAUGUAGAUCUUGAAGAAAGAUAUGCGAUUCAUGCAGCCACAUGCAGUAGGAAGAAUGAAGAGAGUAGUGAUUCAUUUCCGGAUCAUAAAGUUCUAUCUUCCCAGUUGCAAUCACUAAAGGCUGCAGUGUAUGCCAUUGAGUCUGCAAUGCCUGAAGAUUCCUUGAUUGGUGCAUGGAAAAAGUCAGCUCAUAGGUUAUGGGCCAAAAGGCUUCGACGAAGCUCAACUUUGUCUGAAAUUACGCAGGUGAUUGGCGACUUUGUUGGGGCAAUCAAUGAAGAUUGGUUAUGGCACUUUGGUGAGGAAAACGCAUUAAUGGGAGAAAUUAUAACUAGCUUCCCUUCUAUGCCUCGAACAACUUCUGCGAUUGCCCUCUGGUUGGUAAAACUGGAUACCUGGAUUGCUCCUUAUGUGGUGGAAAAAGCUCAACCUGAAGGGAAUCGAUUGUAACAGGGCCAGAAAUAACAAGUAGGCGAACGUAUAAGCAGUAGUUGUAGCUCUCAUCUAGAAAUCGCGGAAGGGGAUACACGCAGGAGGAAACUUUGUAUAGAGAAGAGAUGUUUUGUUCCUGCAUUAAGUGUUUUUUUUUUGAUAAAGAUAUGUGUAUAGACAUUCUAGGAAGUAGCAGGCAGGAUCAAAUUCGGUUUCAAAUUGUUCUGUUUGCUAAAAUCUUUUUUUCAUUGUAUGGGAAAAACGUAGUUUUAUGUGCUGGUGAGCAUUUUGGGGUUUGUUUUGUGUAAAAUAAAUCGAUCAUCACUGUGUUAUGUGGUGAUCUAACAAUAUAUCUAGAGUUCGAUCCGUACAAACAUUUUCUACAAUUAUGUGUGUUUUGUU